Molecule: messenger RNA, 270 nt
Organism: Drepanopeziza brunnea f. sp. 'multigermtubi' MB_m1
Lineage: Eukaryota; Fungi; Ascomycota; Leotiomycetes; Helotiales; Drepanopezizaceae
Source: RefSeq, a predicted model, not a curated record
AUGAACUCUUUUAAAUACUACAAGUUAAUUAAGGUCGAUAUAGAUGAAGUUACAGAAGUUACAGAAGUUAUAGAAGUUAUAAAAGUUAUAAAAGUUAUAAAAGUUAUAGAAGUUAUAGAAGUUAUAAAGGUUACAAAGGUUACAGAAGUUAUAAAGGUUAUAAAGGUUACAGAGGUUAUAAAGGUUACAGAGGUUAUAAAGGUUACAGAGGUUACAGAGGUUACAAAGGUUACAAGGGCUAUAAGAUCAUAUAAGUCACAAAAGUUAUAA